AUGAAAAAUAAUCUGGAGCAGCAGUUCUCGGAGGAUCUAUUGAUCGCACAAUCUUCAAAUUUGGUAAGACAAGACUCAGACCCAAUCCCUGUUGACCUUCUUAUUGAUAUCUUCUCGAGAGUCCCGGCAUAUUCUAUAGCUAGGUUUCGUUGCGUAUCCAAAUCGUUGGAAUCCAUACUUCGUCGUCCUGAUUUCACAGAGCUGUUCCUGACUAAAUCUGUGUCUCGUCCACGGCUCCUUUUCGUCGUCCCAGUUAAUGACUCAGAUAAUGAAGACUCAGAUAAUGAAGAUCCAGUUAAUGAAGAGUCAUUUGUCUCCUCUUCGCCUCAACCUCAAAAUCCAGAUGACAACUCUUCUCUCGUAGCCACCCCUUAUAAAAAGUGUUUUCGGCUUCGCAAAUAUAUUCCAUGGGAUAUCAGUCCCCAAUCCAUAUUUUUACCCAGUGUGAAAGCUAGCGGUAUUACGGAAAGCUAUUUUGGCUUUGAUCCGAUCAGCAAACAGUUCAAAGUGUUGUGUAUCACAUGGUCUCGUGAUGGAACACCCGAUACUCAUCGGAUUUUGACAUUGGAGACUGGAAUAAAACGUCGAUGGAGGACGAUCCAAGACCCAGUACUUCCCCAUGAUUCCAUGGAUUAUAACAUAUGCAUAAAUGGUGUUCUGUAUUACGGAGCUACAUUUCCUGAUGGAUGUUCUAAGAUGGUUUGCUUCGACUUUAGGUUUGAGAAAUUCAGCUUUGUUAAAUUACAUAAAGACAUUGUCCCUAAUAGGAGGUUACAAUUGUUCAACUGCAAAGGUAAAUUAGGUGCACAUCAGCGUUGUGGGUCUUAUGAAGAAAGAUUUGCGUUGUGGAGGGCCCAUUAUGAUCGUGGCACUAUAAAGUCAGUUCGAUUUCGUUCGCGUAAGCUCUGA
This is a messenger RNA of Camelina sativa (false flax), 909 nucleotides long. The record is from RefSeq and is a predicted model, not a curated record. Lineage: Eukaryota; Viridiplantae; Streptophyta; Magnoliopsida; Brassicales; Brassicaceae.